UUCAUCAACUUUAAAUAAAUGUUUUGUCUUUCUACCAUUUCCUCAUUUCUUCAAAAUAUCUUUUCCUAAUUUCAUCCAUUAAUCUUCCUUCUACUUUCUCUCUCCUCAAUCUCUCUCAUUCUGUACUACUUUGACAAAAAAAGACGAUAAUUUUUCUGGGUUUCUGUUCAAUUUUGGUGGGGUUUGGUUGAUUUCUUAGAUUAGUAAUUGAAUUUGGUUUAAUUUAGGAGAAUUUAAAAUGAUGAUGACAAUGGAAGGAACAAUGGAUGAAAAUGUAUUGGAUGAUAUAAUUAGGAGAUUAUUAGAAGGAAAAGGAGGAAAACAGGUGCAAUUAUCUGAAGGUGAGAUCCGACAACUUUGUGUCAACGCGCGUAAUAUCUUCUUAUCUCAGCCUAAUCUUCUUCAACUUCGUGCACCAAUUAGGAUCUGUGGUGAUAUACAUGGACAAUACCAGGACCUUCUAAGGCUUUUUGAAUAUGGGGGCUAUCCUCCUGCUGCAAAUUACCUCUUUCUUGGAGAUUAUGUAGAUCGCGGCAAGCAAAGCUUGGAAACAAUUUGUUUGCUUCUAGCAUACAAAAUAAGAUACCCCGAUAAAGUUUACCUUUUACGAGGCAACCAUGAAGAUGCAAAGAUUAAUCGUAUUUAUGGGUUUUAUGAUGAGUGUAAAAGAAGAUUUAAUGUUCGCUUAUGGAAGAUUUUCACGGACUGCUUCAAUUGCUUGCCGGUUGCUGCACUUAUUGACGAAAAAAUUCUUUGUAUGCACGGAGGCCUAUCCCCGGAGCUACAGAAUUUGAAACAAAUAGAUGAAGUUCAGAGACCAACAGAGAUACCAGAUAAUGGUCUUCUCUGUGACCUUCUCUGGGCUGAUCCAGAUCCUAGGAAUGAAGGGUGGUCAGAAAGUGACAGAGGUGUUUCAUGCACAUUUGGAUCUGAUGUGGUUGCUGAGUUUUUAGACAAGAAUGAUCUUGAUCUCAUAUGCCGCGGUCAUCAGGUGGUAGAAGAUGGAUAUGAAUUCUUUGCCAAGCGAAGAUUAGUUACAAUAUUUUCGGCUCCAAACUAUGGGGGAGAAUUUGACAAUGCUGGAGCUCUUUUGAGUGUUGAUGAAGCCUUAGUAUGUUCUUUUGAAAUACUGAAGCCACGCGACCAAGGAAGCAGUUCCACCCAACUUAAGAAGGUUCCGAAACCCGGAGGAGCCUAAUGCAAAGACUUGUAAAUGUAUAUGAAGAUCACACAGUUGAAAAUUUGUAGGAUCCUCCAGAUUUCAGAUCUUUCUUGUAGUGAUAUAUAUGGUUCCUGAGGGACUAUAAAGGAUCAAAUUCGACCGACUUGUAGUUCAUAAAUUCACAAACUCAUGGCUUGCAGUUGCUGGAAUGAGAAGUCCAUCUGACAAAACUUGUAAAUCAAAAACACCUCAUAUCAUACAUCUUCGCAGGACUUGGCAGUUAUAUUCUUUUCCUAUUUCUCUAAGUUGUUUUAGGCUACUCUCCCUUUGUUUACUUGUCUUUGUUGGUUGGAUUAUUGUAGGCAGAUGAUGAGAAAAAUUAGAGGUUAGCCUCCAUUUGUUUUUUGAAAUGCUUUUGUGUAACAAAUUAUGUCUCAUGAUUUGUUCUCAGAAGUCUGAUAUUUUAAGAUUUUAAUCAUAUUGUGUA
This is a messenger RNA of Beta vulgaris subsp. vulgaris (sugar beet), 1649 nucleotides long. RefSeq names its product serine/threonine-protein phosphatase PP1 isozyme 9. Gene Ontology annotation, cellular component: nucleus; cytoplasm. NCBI's taxonomy places the organism in Eukaryota, Viridiplantae, Streptophyta, Magnoliopsida, Caryophyllales, Amaranthaceae. The transcript has 4 exons. Bases 239 to 1198 code for a protein of 319 amino acids. The record is from RefSeq and is a predicted model, not a curated record. Gene Ontology annotation, molecular function: protein serine/threonine phosphatase activity.